UGGGCGUCACCGCUUUCAUUCUCUCUAUUUAAUCAACCUGCAGCACGAGCGCCGACGACUCACUUCAUCUCCUCAGCGGAUCAGAUCGAAACCGUGGAUUGAUAUAACCCACUGACCAAGCGUUAAAGCCAGAAUGACAGAGUUGCAGUCUUCACCACCAAAUGAGGAGAAGAGUUUAAGUGCCAAUGAACUGACUGAAUUCUUCACCAUGUGGCAAGAAUUAAACUUCACAGAUGACAACAACUCGCAGGUGGAAGCGCAAAUGUGCCCCACAUCCUUCAACCGUUCUGCUCUCCUCCAUGCUAUGUGCACCCUCUACUCCUUCAUUUUUGUUGUGGGCCUGGCCGCCAAUGCGCUAGUAGUGUGGGUCAACUUGCGCUCAGGGCGUCAUUACCAUGAUACACACUUGUAUAUAUUAAACAUAGCAGUGGCUGACCUGUGUGCGGUCGCUACUCUCCCGGUGUGGGUGAGCUCGCUGGCACAGGAAGGUCACUGGCCAUUUGGCCAGGCGGCUUGUAAGCUCACACAUCUACUCUUCAGCGUCAAUCUUUUCGCCAGCAUCUUCUUCCUGGCCUGCAUGAGUGUGGACCGGUAUCUUUCAGUGGUCCACUCAAGGGAGAUUUCCCAGAGAAGAGGACGACAAAUACGACGUUUAGUGUGUGUGGUAACAUGGCUGCUUGCUUUAUUUGCCUCCAUUCCUGACGCAUACUUCCUGCAGUCGGUAAAGUCACAACACAGUCCUAUGACUUUGUGUCAUCCUAUAUAUCCAGAAGACAACCCUUUACAGUGGAUGGUGGGCAUUCAGCUGAGUUUUGUGGUUCUUGGUUUUGUCAUACCCUUCCCUGUUAUAGCAGUGUCCUAUGCGCUUUUGGCAAACGCUCUGGCCUCCUCUUCCUCUCAUUCCCCUUCAAAUGGCGACCAGGAUCGCAGCGUGAGCAGGAAGGUCAUCCUCACGUACAUAGUGGUUUUCAUAGCUUGCUGGGCACCAUAUCAUGCUGUGCUGUUAGCCGAUGCGCUAGCGAUGCUAGGUGUGUUCCCGAUGGUCUGCAGUUCAGAGAACGUCCUUUUUGUGGCGCUGAACCUUACGCAGUGCCUGUCGCUGCUGCACUGCUGUGUGAACCCUGUGGUCUACAGCUUUGCUCACCGGCACUACCGCUAUGACCUCAUGAAAGCCUUCAUUUUUAAAUACUCCAAGCGUACAGGGUUGGCGCGACUCAUGGAGGGCUCUCAGGGCACCGAGAUGGAGUACGCAAUGGUGGAAAACACCCCUACAGCUGUGAGCUAGGACCCUCAAGAACAUCAUCCUCAACCGAUGUUCUGCACUGCUUCAAAACAUGAAGUCCUCUGACAUGUUUGCCUGAAAUGUAGAUCAGCAGAACUAAAUGUUUUCCGUCAGAACUGCAGCAAAUGCUCAACAGUGACUGAUAAAGAUAAUGAUAAUUCAUUUGAAAUGUGCCAAAGACUGUUGGGAUUUUGUAAAAUCAAAACCACUUUAAGAUGUUUUCAUGAAAUUCUGGUAAAAUUGAUCAUGCGUUCUGUCAAAAUCACAGCAAGAGAAACCUGGUUUUAGUGUGACAUCAUAAUUGUGUCCAGUAAUGACUUUCCCAAAAAUGUUUGAUGGCUUUCAGUCAUCAUAAUAUGAUACAUAAUGCAAUAUACAAAAAUUAAAGACUUGUGAAAAAAAAUGAAGCUGUAAAUAAAACCAGAUUAUUUUUACAAGUAAUAAUACACCGGUAAUCUUUCUACUUCUAAAUUUCAUGUUUAAUUUACUGUUACUUUCUGUUAUGCUGUUUCUUCAUAAUUAUUUGUGAAAUUUAUUAGCAAUUUUGGAGUGAAAAUGCUUAUUUUAAUUUAACGUCUAAGGUCAACAAACCAUUAAAAUUGUGAUAAAGUUGUGUGAAAAGCACUUUCUUAAGAGGGUCUUUUGUGUCUGUGGCAAGAGAAUUUGCAUUACUUUUGUAAUUUGAACAGCUCAUUCAAUCAAAAAUAACUGAUUGCACUUCAUUGUAGAUUUUGUUUAGUGUGUGUAUGAUGUUUUAUGACUGGCUGUUAGCUUGUAAUGUGUAACUCAUGUAUGUACUUUGAAGGGCAUUUAGCUUAUUUUGUCUCUUAUAGAUGUGUAAAUUUCAAUUAAAGUAAGUUAAGUAUGUUGUUAUA
Carassius gibelio (silver crucian carp) is the source of this 2157-nucleotide messenger RNA. Its product is annotated as atypical chemokine receptor 3-like. The coding region runs from base 134 to 1285 and encodes 383 amino acids. The transcript has 2 exons. Gene Ontology annotation, cellular component: membrane. Gene Ontology annotation, biological process: chemotaxis; angiogenesis; G protein-coupled receptor signaling pathway. Lineage: Eukaryota; Metazoa; Chordata; Actinopteri; Cypriniformes; Cyprinidae. Gene Ontology annotation, molecular function: G protein-coupled receptor activity; coreceptor activity; chemokine binding. The record is from RefSeq and is a predicted model, not a curated record.